AUGGCUCGACCUCGCAAUACGAAGGCAGUCACGGGCAACAAGACUGCAACGAAGAGCAAGGGCAAGAAGACGGCAGAAGCUGCCGCCAACCCUGCAUGUGCAACUCGGGGCGAAUCUGCGCCGACGACACGUACAAACCAGCAGGCAGCUCCUGUAACACGUCGCCAUAUCGCACGCGUCGCAGCAGAAGAGCAGGAGGAGAGCGAGUCGAGUGCGGAGUCCGAUGGAGGCCAUAGCGCUGGCCAGGUAAGCACAUGCACUCUGAUGUUGCCGAGUAACACGCUAAUAAUGCACCAGUCACAGCCUAUCGUGAUGGUCCGCUCCGGUGCACCGCGAGCCUGGUAUCGCGAGCGGGUCUACACGGGCAAGCAGGUCUCCCUGGCUCGGCUCUUGCAGUCGAUUCUCAUCAAGUUCGACACCCCGGUCGACGUGAGUAGUCGCCGUGAUAGCAGCUAAAGAUCAUACAUUGACGUGUGAGUGACAGGAACUCGUCGACUCACGCCUGCAUCCCCAGAACGCCCGUGGACACGCACGCGUGGACCCUUUCGACUGGGGCAGGGAUGUGCUCUAA
Molecule: messenger RNA, 571 nt
Organism: Lecanosticta acicola
Lineage: Eukaryota; Fungi; Ascomycota; Dothideomycetes; Mycosphaerellales; Mycosphaerellaceae
Source: the annotation of a GenBank genome assembly